AUGAAAUCAAUUUGUUUUGAAUUGGAUGCAAAUAAUUAAAAAUAUUAAUUUGUUAAAAUGUCUUUAAGAGGAAAUAAGAAAUAAACCUAAACAGUCUAAUAAUCAGAUUCAUUAUGGAGGUUAAUCAAAGUAGUACCUGCAGACACAAUGAGAAUAUUGAUAAAAGUACUUCAGAUAUAAACAUCUCACAUCCUUUUUCUGGUGUUUUAAGAAUAUAAAUUCCAACGUUUGUAAGUGAAUAUGAAACUAAUUUCCAAACAUAAAUCUUAAUAGGAAUUAAGAAAUAAGAAUCAAAGUAACUGAUAUUCAAAUUAAUGAAAUCGUUAUUUAUUUUUAUUAUAAGUUUAGUAAAUAUAAUAUGAAAUUUAUAGUUAAAAGAGAAAAUAAUAAUAGGUUAAAAAAUAAAAUUAAGCUACUUAAAUUUUCGAACAAACAAAAUUAAUGGAUAUAUGCUUCAUAAGAAAAUUUUUUAAGACCUUGGAUUAAGACAUAUUGGAGGUUAAAGUAAAGGAAGCGAAAGAGUUGA
Paramecium sonneborni is the source of this 526-nucleotide messenger RNA. NCBI's taxonomy places the organism in Eukaryota, Ciliophora, Oligohymenophorea, Peniculida, Parameciidae. The record is from the annotation of a GenBank genome assembly.